AUGGACUCACCGGAAUACGUGGAGAAGUUAAAACCUUUUCAGGAUGGAAUACCAAACAGUAUUGAAGAAAAUAAGAAGAGAUACUUGUUGCCAAUGCACGAACUAGCAGCUGGUAAAAAGAGGUUCGAUACUGAAGGAACUCUAAAGAGAUUUGAACAUUUGCUCGGGGUCUCUAAUCUUUUCAGACAUUUUAUCGAGAAGAAGGCGGAAAAGGAUCCGAAGUUCAGGGAAGUUUUAGAUAUUAUUGACAAUGUUGAUAAUAAGGCGAGAGGUAGGGGCAAGAAGAACGCCAACUCACGCACGCGUAAAUCCGAAAAGGAGGAAGAUGCUGAACUUAUGAAGGAUGAGGAAGAAGAGGAUGAUUUCGAAGAUGUGGAUUUCCAAUUCAGAGAAAGUCCAGCUUACAUUAAUGGUGAAUUAAGACCAUACCAAAUCCAAGGUUUGAAUUGGUUAGUCUCUUUACACAAGAAUCAGCUAGCAGGUAUUCUAGCAGAUGAGAUGGGUCUUGGUAAAACACUACAGACAAUUUCCUUCUUAGGAUACCUAAGAUAUAUCGAGAAAAUUAAUGGUCCAUUCCUCGUUAUUGCCCCCAAAUCUACUUUGAAUAAUUGGCUAAGAGAGAUCAACAGAUGGACCCCAGAAGUAAACGCUUUCAUCUUGCAAGGUGAUAAGGAAGAAAGAGCAAAACUCUGUCAAAACAAGCUAUUGGCUUGUGAUUUUGAUAUUUGUGUUGCCUCUUAUGAAAUCAUUAUUAGAGAAAAGGCAUCUUUCAAGAAAAUUGAUUGGCAAUAUGUUAUCAUUGACGAGGCUCACAGAAUUAAGAACGAAGAAUCGAUGUUGUCACAGGUAUUAAGAGAAUUCUCAUCCAGGAAUAGACUACUAAUCACUGGUACCCCGUUACAGAACAAUCUUCAUGAACUUUGGGCUUUAUUAAACUUCUUAUUGCCCGACAUUUUUGCAGAUGCAUCAACCUUCGAUGAUUGGUUCUCUAGUGAGACUUCCGAAGAGGAUAAGGAGAAAAUCGUGAAACAACUACACACAGUUUUAAGUCCUUUCUUGUUGCGUCGUAUUAAGAAUGAUGUUGAAAGUUCUUUAUUACCAAAGAAAGAAUUGAAUGUUUAUGUUGGUAUGUCUUCAAUGCAGAAAAAGUGGUAUAAACAAAUCCUAGAGAAGGAUAUAGAUGCGGUCAAUGGUACCAACGGUCAAAAGGAAUCUAAAACUCGUCUACUUAAUAUUGUGAUGCAAUUGAGAAAGUGCUGUAACCAUCCUUACUUGUUUGACGGUGCAGAACCAGGCCCUCCAUACACUACAGAUGAACAUUUGGUGUAUAAUUCAGCCAAAUUAAAAGUCUUGGAUAAGCUAUUGAAAAAGUUCAAAGAACAAGGUAGCAGGGUAUUGAUAUUCUCCCAAAUGUCUCGUGUGCUUGAUAUCCUAGAAGACUACUGUUAUUUCCGUGAAUACGAGUAUUGUAGAAUCGAUGGUUCUACAGCUCACGAAGACAGAAUUACGGCAAUCGAUGAGUACAAUGCUCCUGAUUCUAAAAAGUUUAUUUUCCUUCUAACCACGCGUGCUGGUGGUUUGGGUAUUAAUUUGACAACUGCUGACAUCGUUGUCUUAUACGAUUCUGACUGGAACCCACAAGCAGAUUUACAGGCCAUGGACCGUGCCCACAGAAUUGGUCAAAAGAAACAGGUUCAUGUCUUCAGAUUGGUAACUGACAACAGUGUUGAAGAAAAGAUCUUGGAAAGAGCAACACAGAAAUUGAAAUUAGAUCAAUUGGUUAUCCAACAAGGUAGAGUUAAUACAAAGAAGAAGGAGAAUAAAAAUGAUUCAAAGGAUGCAUUACUUUCUAUGAUUCAACACGGUGCUGUAGAUGUUUUCAAGAGCAACGAUAGCAGUGCCGUUACGAGUAAGACAGGGACUCCUCAUCCAGAGGAUAAAGAUGAGGAUAUUGAUUUAGAUGCUUUGUUAGCCAAGUCGGAGGACAAAACCAAGAGUUUGAAUAAUAAAUACGCAACUUUAGGUUUAGAUGAGUUGCAAAGGUUCAACCAAGACUCUGCUUACGAGUGGGAUGGUAAGAAUUUCAAAAAGAAGGUUACUAAGGAUAUUAUUAACCCAUUAUUCAUUCCGCCAACGAAGCGUGAACGUACUGCAAACGCGAACUAUUCGGUAGAUAACUACUACAAAGAUGUUUUGAACCCAGGCCGUAAUAAUCAAUAUACCGUUCCACCUAAGAUGCCUAAACUACAACCAGUUAAUAGUCAUCAACUCUUAAGACCCCAAUUAAAGGCCAUAUACGAGAAAGAAAGAAUGUGGAUUGCCAAGAAGAAUAACUAUGUUCCGAACUUGGAUGAUGUGGCGACAACCUAUGGAGAAGUUAAGGACGAAGCUGAAAAGAAGGAUAAGUUAGAACUUCUCAAAUUGUCUAUUGCCAAUGCAGAACCACUCACGGAAGAAGAGGAGAAGAAUAAGGUUGAGUGGGAAAAAGAAGGUUUCCAUAACUGGAACAAGUUAGACUUCCGUAAAUUCAUCACUGCUUCUGGUAAACAUGGUCGUAACUCUAUCCAAGCGAUUGCGUCUGAAUUUGGUGGAAGUAAGACCGAGGAAGAGGUAAGGGCUUAUGCGAAAGCAUUUUGGGCCAAUUUGGAAAGAGUAGAGGAUUAUGAAAGAUAUGUGAAGAACAUCGAGACCGAAGAAGAGAGGGUUAGACGUGUAAAGUUGCAACAAGAGUCGCUACGUCGCAAGAUUAGCCUGUGCUCCAAUCCACUAUUUGAACUUAAAUUAAAGUUCCCUCCCUCGACUAACAACAAAAGGACUUUUUCUGAAGAAGAAGACAGGUUUAUAUUACUAAUGUUGUUCAAGUAUGGGUUGGAUAGGGAGAAUGUUUACGAAAUGAUCAGAGAUGAGAUCAAACACCACCCACUCUUUGAAUUAGACUUCUUUUUCCAGAGCAGGACACCUAUCGAGCUUCAAAGAAGGGCUAUUACAUUACUCCAAUGUUUGGAAAAAGAGUUCAACACUGGCAUCGAGAAGACCGAAGAGGUGAAGGAGCGCAUGAAGAAAGAGGACGAGGAAGGUGAAAAGUUGAGAGAAAAGCUGAAGGAAGAGAAUAAGAAGAGAAGAGAAGAAGAAGAAGAAGAAGAGCAGGAGAAACAAAAAGCUGAGGGGGACGCACAAACGAACGGCGAUAGUAACGGCACAUCCGGCGUACCUGAGGCAAGUGAGGCAAGUGAGGCCGCUGGAACAGACGAACCAAAUAACAAAAAGGUUAAAACGGAGUAG
Messenger RNA from Kluyveromyces marxianus DMKU3-1042, 3282 nucleotides. It is a transcript of the gene ISW1, whose product is annotated as chromatin-remodeling ATPase ISW1. The record is from RefSeq and is a predicted model, not a curated record. Gene Ontology annotation, molecular function: ATP binding; nucleosome binding; ATP hydrolysis activity. The transcript has a single exon. Lineage: Eukaryota; Fungi; Ascomycota; Saccharomycetes; Saccharomycetales; Saccharomycetaceae. Gene Ontology annotation, biological process: regulation of transcription by RNA polymerase II; nucleosome organization. The coding region runs from base 1 to 3282 and encodes 1093 amino acids. Gene Ontology annotation, cellular component: nucleus; chromatin.